Manihot esculenta (cassava) is the source of this 790-nucleotide messenger RNA. RefSeq names its product glycine-rich RNA-binding protein 4, mitochondrial. Gene Ontology annotation, biological process: mRNA splicing, via spliceosome. Gene Ontology annotation, molecular function: U1 snRNA binding; mRNA binding. The transcript is spliced from 4 exons. Lineage: Eukaryota; Viridiplantae; Streptophyta; Magnoliopsida; Malpighiales; Euphorbiaceae. Gene Ontology annotation, cellular component: U1 snRNP; U2-type prespliceosome; precatalytic spliceosome. Bases 98 to 577 code for a protein of 159 amino acids. The record is from RefSeq and is a predicted model, not a curated record.
UAGCUAAUAAAGAGGGAAAGGGAAGACAACAUCAGAAUGGGACGGGGAUCGUUUGAGUUAUACCGAAAGCUCUUAUCUGCCCCAGAGAGGACCGGAGAUGAUUCAAACAGCAGCAGCGACGUUCUUUUUUCCUGCACUCAUAUGGGUAAAGCCAAACUCUCAACGGAAUUCCAGAAGCAAUCCCCAAAGUUUGAACCUCAGGCUCAGGGCUUCCUCACUUUCCAAUUCUCGUUUUCCUCUAGCAAGCAGAAUCAUCGUUAAAAAUUUAGGAUAUUCAGUCAGUGAAAGUACUUUGCAAAAGGAAUUUUCAAGUUUUGGUGAAGUAGCUGGAGUUAAGCUUAUCAAAGAUGAAAUCAGUAAAAGACCCAAAGCAUAUGCAUUUAUUCAAUAUACUUGUCAAGAUGAUGCCAUUAUAGCCCUGGAGAAUAUGGACCAAAAGAUAUUUGAUGGCAGGUUGAUUCAUGUUGAAAUUGCCAAACCUGGGAAAGAAAGUUUUGGAGGAUACCCAAAGGCCUCUGGUCCUCCAAAGAAACAGCAUUUGCAGGAACAAGAUGAGGUUGCAGAUUGCUGGUACUGAUCCAUUUUUUUUUCAUAGCUUGAAAUCACUCGAGUAGAAAAAAAUGUAAAUCAAGUGAAGUGGCAAAAUGGAGCACUACUGCUUCUGUAGAAUUGUUUCAAGAAAAUUUUUAAUAUCGACUUUGGAAUGGGUCUUAAAUAUAACUAGAUAGUGAAAAAUAAUCAAUAUGAUUGAUUUGAAAUUAAGAUUUGCUUAUUUUUGUUGUGAUGGCAA